AAGAUGCUUAGCAAUAGGCAAAGGCGGAGAUGAUUAGUCUCUCCCCAAGUAUCUACGUUUUAUCUUAAUUUUUGGAUUACCAAAAUGGAUAUCAAGAUUUUUUUGAUAUUUAUGGUAAUUCUGAACGUCAUGCAGCAAAGCCCUGCUGCGUAUCGGGACCUCACGUGCGUGGAGCCCGAGCCAGGAUAUACCAAAAGAAUGUUGUAUUAUUUCACUGCAAGAGAAGUUGAGAAAGCAUGCCCAACGCAAGUUGACCUGAUCUUGAGAAUCGGAAAUGAGGUGUUCUGUACCUUUCUGUGUGGGAUUGUAUCACUGAUGUUGGCUUACACGUACGUGUAUGCGCCGUUGAUUGGAAACUGCGCCAAGAAGAGAUGGACAGUCAUGGUUUUCAUGUUCCAAGCUUGGAGAACUCGCCGUUCUCUCUGCCGUUUCUGCGGAACUUCUCCAUGUCAGGCCAAGCGAACAUCCUGGAAGCGCUUCAGACCCCGUAUCAAGAAUGUAACCGAGUUCGAGGAGCGGUCCAAUGCCAUGAGGUUGUUCAGCCUCGGACUGGAGCUGUCCGUCGACCUGACAAAAGAACUUCCCCGUGAUGAGCUGUACUGGGCUAGGAAAUACUGCGAUCAGUUCGAGGAGGACCACAUGGUUCUAUUCCCGCUGUGUAUCCAGCGUCAGAUCAAUGACUGGUACCCAGUGCCUCACUAGAUUCCUUGCAGUGUUUGGCGAAGAGAAGAAUGUCGAUAAUGGAACAGAAGUGGUCGUGGUGAUGUCAUCGAUUUGUGUGAUAACGCGCUAUUGGUUGCAUCCACGAUUUUGGCUUUUUCAUCUCUGGUCAAUGAGAAACUGUGACCUAGUGAUAUUUAUGUUGUUUUCGUAACUUUUUAUCUUGUAAAAUUUGUACUUUGCAGAGAGGAACAUUGUACGCAGAUGACCAUCCGAUUAAAACUAUUCUAGAUUGAU
Messenger RNA from Pecten maximus, 957 nucleotides. RefSeq lists its product as uncharacterized. The record is from RefSeq and is a predicted model, not a curated record. NCBI's taxonomy places the organism in Eukaryota, Metazoa, Mollusca, Bivalvia, Pectinida, Pectinidae. The transcript is spliced from 5 exons. Bases 85 to 702 code for a protein of 205 amino acids.